AUGUUCAGACCUGGUAUUUGUGCAAAGAGAUCAGUUUCCGUGCUGAGUAGACGGUUUGUGAGACCCAUCUCGCUGAAGCCGAACUUUGAGAAGUUCAAGCUCACGAGUGAACCACCGGGACAUAUCGUUGGUGACGUUAACGAUCCGGUGCCCACCCAAGAGGCAGAUUUCUACCACAGUGUAUACCACUGGAGUUAUGAGCGUAUAGUUGCUGUUACAAUGGUACCACUAGCGGUCCUGCCUUUCGUCUCUGGUACGAGUUAUCCGUUGCUGGAUACCCUGUUGUCGACCUUGAUCUUAGUGCAUUCGAACGCCGGAUUCCAGUCCUGUAUCAUUGAUUACAUUCCAAAGAGAAUCUACGGAGUCUGGCACACAUACGCAAUGAGACUACUAGCGUUUGGUACGUGUGUUGGUCUCUAUGGUGUCUAUGAACUCGAGACCAAAGACGAAGGUAUCACCACCUUGUUAAAGAAACUGUGGACAGAGCCUAAGGCAAGACCAAUCUCGUACUUUGGCUAUUGA
Messenger RNA from Williopsis jadinii, 522 nucleotides. Its product is annotated as CybS family protein. Gene Ontology annotation, cellular component: membrane; mitochondrial envelope. The record is from RefSeq and is a predicted model, not a curated record. Bases 1 to 522 code for a protein of 173 amino acids. Gene Ontology annotation, biological process: tricarboxylic acid cycle; mitochondrial electron transport, succinate to ubiquinone. The transcript has a single exon. Gene Ontology annotation, molecular function: heme binding; ubiquinone binding. Lineage: Eukaryota; Fungi; Ascomycota; Saccharomycetes; Phaffomycetales; Wickerhamomycetaceae.